Myotis daubentonii (Daubenton's bat) is the source of this 4437-nucleotide messenger RNA. It is a transcript of the gene CKAP2, whose product is annotated as cytoskeleton associated protein 2. Gene Ontology annotation, cellular component: microtubule cytoskeleton. The record is from RefSeq and is a predicted model, not a curated record. The transcript has 9 exons. Lineage: Eukaryota; Metazoa; Chordata; Mammalia; Chiroptera; Vespertilionidae. Gene Ontology annotation, biological process: negative regulation of microtubule depolymerization. The coding region runs from base 572 to 2455 and encodes 627 amino acids.
UUGGGUCCGCAGACCCGCUUCAGCCCUGACGACUCGUUUGAGACGCGGAACGGGUCACUGGGCGUCUCGCCGCUGCCUUCCUGACGGCGCGGUACCGCCCCGCGGCCGCUGUUUACGGGCUGAUCACUUCGCGCGCAGCCCAUACCCGCGGGGCGUAACCCGCCAGCCGCAGAGACAGGCCUAACCGGUCAGCGCUGCGUUUAUCAAAGCGGGCGUGCGGGGCUCCGGACGGAGCCGGCGCUGCGGGGCCGGGCCACCUCGGCGCGAGAACUGAAGGCGCCUGCUCCGGGCGGUCCCACCGCUGGAGUUGGGAGCACAUUUCUCAGAUGGGCUUGUCGUCUCUGAUGCUCCCUGUUAACGCCCUCGACAUUAUGAAAACCUAGGGUUGGCUAGGUCCUCAGAAGUAAUACAGUUAUUUCUCUGGCCUACACUUGGGAAAACAAAGAAAUGUCACCCGACUCAAUUACGAGCAAAGAAAACAAAAACUCAAGGAGCAUCUGUUAAAAAGAAAAACUCUCUCUGCAUACAAACAGGAAAAUCAGAAAUUCUCCAGGUGAGUAGAAACGAGGGAAUGAUGACAUCUGAGGGUCUGGUCCAAGAAGAGACAAAAGUUCUGAAACUUAAGACAAAAAUGGCUGAUAAAGAAAAUGUUCAUGGACCUACAAGGAGCAAAAAUAAUGUAACAAUGGGAAAAGAUUGUAUUCCGUUAAAACCUUCUAAUGAAUUAACCAAUUCAACUAUAGCCACUGAUACAAAUAACUUGGAGAAUAAUAAUCAAACUCUGCAGUUGUUACCAAUUACAAAUGAUCACCAAGGUCAACGUAUGACAUUAAGCCAAGCAUUUCACAUUAAAAACAAUAAUAAAAAGAAACAAGUGACUACAGAAAAACCAAAGCAAGAUGCUAACGUGCUCAAGAAACCUGUGCUUGGAUCUUAUCGUGGCCAAAUUGUUCAGUCUAAGGUUAAUUCCUUUAGAAAACCUGUACAAGCCAAAGAUGAGCAUUCUGCAAUAACAAAGAAACUUUCAACUCCUAUCUCUAAAGCCACAAAACCUCAGCCUAUAAACACCAGCAGCGUAAUAGCAAAAAGUCACAGAGCCUCAAAUAUGAUGACUACGACUAAAUUUGUGAGGGCUACAUCUCAGAAUGAACAACUUUUACGUCCUCCUAUUAGAAGUCACCACAGUAAUACUCAUAAUACCCAGGACUCCCAGAAACAAGGCAUUGCCAAUGUUACAGUUCGGAAGGGGUCUCAUGAGAAAGAAUUACAAUUAAAUACAGUUUUAACUAGUGUCAAAACCAUUUCUUCUCAGGAAGUAAAAAGAAAUAAGACAGUAUCAAGAAGCAUCACAUCUCAAAUGAUAGCCAGGCCUGCUUCAUCUUCUAAUAUCAAACAGAUAGAAAAGUCAAAAACCAUUGACCAGUGCAGGCAUACUAUAGCAAAAGCAACUAUCAGCAAUAGAAGGGCUCAGCCCAAAGAAACCGUAGAAGAAAGAAAAGCUCGUCUGAGUGAGUGGAGAGCUAGCAGAGGAAAAAUAUUGAAAAGGCCUCCUAGCUCAGUAAUAACCCAGCCUGAACCUGAAGGACAGAAUGAAAAACCAGUUGGGUCAUUUUGGACUACCAUGGCAGAAGAAGAUGAACAAAGAUUAUUUACUGAAAAAGUAAACAAGACAUUUUCUGAGUGCCUAAACCUGAUUAAUGAGGGAUGCCCCAAAGAAGAAGUAUUAAACACACUGAAUGACCUGAUUAAAAAUAUUCCAGAUGCCAAAAAACUUGUUAAGUAUUGGAUAUGCCUUGCACGUGUCGAACCACUCACAAGUUCUAUUGAAAAUAUUAUCUCAAUCUUUGAGAAGGCCAUUCUGGCAGGAGCUCAGCCUAUUGAAGAAUUGCGACAUGCAAUUGCAGAUAUUCUAACAAUGAAGAGUCAAGAAAAAGUUAAAUUUGGAGAAAAUCUUGAGGAGGCUUGUGCAACGAAGGAAAAUAUCCAAGAAGUCAACAUCGAAGAUAUUGGUGUUAAUCAAGAGUCAGGAAAACCUGAAAUGGAAAAUAAACAUCAUAGAAAUGUAGUAUUUCAAGAUUGUAAAAAAGAGCAAGUACACAAAACGAAAGAUCCAACCAAUGAUGUUAAAACCCCCAACACAGAAACUAGGGAGGGUUGCUUAAUUAAAUAUAAUGUGUCUACUACACCAUACUUGCAAAGUGUAAAAAAGAAAAUGCAGUUUGACGAAAUUAAUUCUGCAUUUAAAGAGCUCAAGUUUCUAACACCAGUUAGACGUUCUCAGCGACUUCAAGACAAGACUUCUAAGUUGCCCGAUAUGUUAAAAGACCAUUAUCCUUGUGUGUCUUCAUUGGAACAGUUAACAGAGUUGGGGGAUGAAACUGAUGCUUUUAUAUGCCGCCCUAAUGCAGCACUGUGCCGGAUGUAUUUGGAGACUGAAACAACAGAAGAGAAAUAAAGCUAUGAUAAGAAAUAAGGAUUUUAUUAUUCCUGGGGUGUUUGUUUGUUGUGGCUUCAUAUGUCUUAGUUCAGGAGUUGGCCAAGUUACCUAAGUAUUCAUGGCAGUAAACUCUUUUAUAAUAUUCACAUAAUAGAUGUUGCCUUCUGCUUGUCAGAAAGCUAGAUCCUAUAUUGUCUAUUUCAACAGAUUAAGAUUUUCUCUAAGGUAGCUAAACUUUGUCAACUAGUUUACUAUGUUCUUUUAGUAUAAUUAAUGUCAUUCUAUUUCCAGUGGUAUUUCUAAAAUAACUAAUACUUAAACUUGUUUUGUAAUAUAAAAACUUAACUGUUAAAUAAUGUCCCCUGAAACAUAAUAGUUAUAUACAGUAAACAGUUCUCUUCUUCCCACACACAUAAAUACCAUAAUAAAAUUGUUUAUGUCUUUGAACUGAUAUUUAAAUAGUAUUUAUCCUCUACCAGGUCCAUGUUUUCAAAUCAGUAAUUGGCCAUUGUAAAAGCUUAAAUCAUUUUAAAACUGUAAUAUGAAUGUGGUUGAAAAUCACAUGCUUGGGCUCAUUUAUGUUCAUAUAUUCCAUUUGUAUAACAGUACCUUCCAUUGUCUUCUGUUCUAGAGAGCAGGAUUUUUUUUUUAAAAAAACUGCCUAAUAUGUAAACAAUAAAUUAACAUAUCUACAUAAUGAUGUUUCAGUGCCAUUUAUUUCAACAAAUAUGAAAUGUAGUUUAACCACAGUGAAUAAAUUCAAACCUCACCUUUGGAAAUAAAUUAUAGUGGGAUUUGACUUGAGGUUUUCAACACUUAAAAGUAAGUGCUUAAUGGUUAUUUUCUUUUGAAAAUAAUCUACUUCUCUAAAAUUGUACCUUAAAUUUACCAUAAGUAUUUUUUUUAAAACUUUUUAUUGAUUUUUAGAGAUAGAGGAAGGGAGAGAGAGAGAGAUAGAAAAUCGAUGAGAUCAAUUGGCUGCCUCUUGCACACCCCCUUCUGGGAAUAGAACCUGCAACGGGUAUGUGCCCUGACUGGGAAUCAAACCAGUGACCUCCUGGUGUGUGGAAUGAUGCUCAACCAACUGCGACACAGUGGCCAGGCAAUUUUUACCUUAUUUCUUUAGUUUGUUCUUUUCAUACUUUGUACAAGUGGCACAAAAUAUGCCAUUUUGAAAUAAACUUCAAGUUGGCUUAUGCACUGAGCUUUUUAACCAGUUAACUGCCACACGUCCAAAACAGAAACCAUCCCCACACACUGAUACUUUGAAUUUAAUUAAAAAAAUUAAUUUGCAACAAAUAUUAUAGAAAUAAAUAUAUUACAAUUUGGGUGUUCUUGAAUAUUUUCAGCUGAAAAUUCUCAUGAAAAGUGAUUUUAAAGUUGGUCAGAGCUGCCACUUAGGGAAAACUUUUUUUUAUUUUUAUAGAUGCGCGUGGCGUAUGGGGAAGGUCCACUGCUUGCAAUUACAGAUGCUUAUGGCAUACAGUGGGUUAAUAUCUAUAACAUAAGGGCCUUGAAGUUUAAUAGACCUAUGAGCUUUGAAGUUUAAAAGGCCUAUAUUCAAAAUCUCAGCUCCUACCUUUUCUUAAGUUAUGUGGCCAUGGAGAAGUUACUUAAUUGAACCUCAUCUUUCUGAAGGGUAAAGUGGAGAUAAUCCCCUCUGGUCAUUUUAUACAUGUUAUCUGCCUAUCCCUGUGGUUGAUAGGCCAAAAUGGAUACCGCACCCAAGCUGAACUGUCAGUAUCCUUUUCAUAGGUACUUGGAAUCAGAGCUGAGUUCGUCUUUUCUAUGUAGGUAGACCUAAACUAGGUAAACAUGAGGCAUUGGGCAACCACAUAAAGUUUUGGUAGCAAAGACUACUAGUCAAUGGAACAACAAAGUACCUAGGGAAAAGUAGAGACUCUGCCUGGGGUUUUCCUAUAUCAGUUGUGUAUUCAAAUAAGUAAGCGUAUAUGUGGAUUUUGUUUUGCUUUGUUGGAUAUAAAUGGCAUGAUACUUCA